Messenger RNA from Pneumocystis carinii B80, 228 nucleotides. RefSeq lists its product as hypothetical. The record is from RefSeq and is a predicted model, not a curated record. NCBI's taxonomy places the organism in Eukaryota, Fungi, Ascomycota, Pneumocystomycetes, Pneumocystales, Pneumocystaceae. Bases 1 to 228 code for a protein of 75 amino acids. The transcript has 7 exons.
AUGAUAUCUAGAUGUAGAGAUAUUCAAAAAAUACAAUCUCCGAAUUUUGUAUUUGAAUAUAUAUCAAAAAAAUUGAGUGAUUUAUUAUCAGUUUACAUGUUUAUUAAAUCAAAAAUUCACAUGCCAAUUGAAAAUGUUGAUUUAACAUUAUUUUUAAAAACAAUUUCAAAAUAUAUUAAGAUUUUUAUAUUUUUAUUAAGAAUUAUAAGAAUUUUUAAAGUUUCUUAA